UAUGUGUUUAUACAUAUGUGUGUGUGUGUGUGAGCAUUUGCAUCUCAUGUUCCUCUCACGUCCUCGCACUGCUGCUGUUUUUACUGCCACAUUAUUUACAUGUAUUACACAUUCAGCAAACUCCUUUAUUCAAAGCGGCUGCAGUGUUUUCAGGCUCCUGUACAGCAGAAAUGCAGGCGAGUCUGUCAACAUUUUUGCGCAGUGAAAUGACAUGUUUGCCUUUGUGCAUGUGUUGUGUACGCAUCGUCCAAACCUGUCCUGUCCACAGCCUGACGCCACUGCUAUUACUACUGACGCAAAACUACGGCACACACGUUUCCAUUACACAGGCGAACACAGCUCUAUUCACAUUUAUUCAUUUAGCAGAAGGUGUGUGUGUGUUUGUUCAACGUGACCUACAAAUGAGGAUUAAACACAUGUAGUUUGAUGAUAUGAGCAGUUUAUUCCAGUAAUAUAAUAACGAUAUAUAUAUUCCUGAUAUGGUUAUUUACACUGGUAAUAUCUGUAAAUGAGCAGCUUUCUGUAUUUUGUGCAUCAUGUUUGUAUUUUUCCUCAGUUUAUUUCUGCGUUCACCUGCACACUUUGAGCUAGACUCUACUGUAGGGAUGAAAGUGAUGGUGAGAGAACAGUGGGAUGAAGGGGAAGGGGAGUGAGAGGAUGACUGGUUAACAGAUGGGUAGGUUGAUCAGACAUCUGACAAUGCCCUGAGUCUGAGAGUAGUGAUUGGACCCCCCGAUUCAACCUACAUGUAGGAGUGAAGAGGGUUAUAGUAAAUGGCAAGGGAGGAAAUAGCUUUCCAAUCAAUAAAUGUGAUUAUAAUGGAGGUCAAUGGGGCAAAAAAAGCACCAAAGUCACCAAAGAGAAGUCAAUCUGAACAGUGCACAGGGGUUAAUCUUCAAUCUGGAGGUGAACUAAUGCUCUCAUAUGGUGUUUUCUCCGAGGGCAGACGGUCAGUGAAUCUGCAGUGCUUUGGCCGGAGGAGUGAAGGAGAUCCACAAACCCUGAGGGAUAUAAACCACUGAUCAUCUCUUCACAUCCAGUGUAUAUCAGACCACCGUCAGUCUGAUUUAAUUGGAGUAGCUCGUUACACUGGUCGUGAUGCUGGACAACACAAAGGUGUAUGUGGAGCUCGGUGUGGCGAAGGUGCAGAACGCAACCGAACCCCAGAAAGCACACAGGGUUUCGAGGGAUGAGAAUGGCUUCAUCAGCACCAGUGUUUCCAGUCCAGAUGAGGAGGACCAGGCCGGAUCUCCAUCGGAGUCUGACCACAGCGUCAGGAGGCUCAGUCUGACGGGUAUAUCGGAGUCGUCUGGGACGUCCCGCAGUGCUCUGGUGUCUCCAGUGGAUGAUCGUCAGUCCUUGUCGUCGCGCCGCAGCACCGGUCAGGCCUUGUGCUCCUGCAUUCGGGCCGGAUCAGUGGCGACUCUGCGCUGUCUGGAGGAAACACCGCUCAUGUUGUCUGGACUGCUGUUAACUCUUCUCUUCUGCGUCACCAUGAUUAUUAUCAUCCCCGCCACCGGCAGGAGUCUGGUGGUCCACGUUGCAGCGUUUGCGGUGGUGUGUGUGUCGGUGUGUGUGUGCAUGUCUCUGCUGCUGUGUUUGCCGUGUCUGCCUGUUUUCCGGCGUGGAGAAACGCAGCUGGCGCUGGUCAUCUGGUUCCUCCUCUUCAUCAUCGCCUUCGUCUUCGUCUUCACCGGAGGCACCGUCACCGCCUGGGAGCAGGUCAGAUGCAUUCGAUUCUUCAUUUGUCUCUAUUAAACUCAACGCAAGCAAACAAAAUAAGAACACAACUAAAAUCAAGACAACAGGCUAGCAUAAAACCACAGCAAUCAGAUCUCUUCAGCUCACAUCAGCUGCGUUUAAUUAGUGAUUUGCUUUUCUCAAACUCAAAGCCCUAUUCAAGAGAUGUAUGAGGUAGCUGUUGUGAAGAAAGCUAAGUUAAUUGUUUUCCUCUGUGCCGACUGCUAACAAAUUACAGAACAGGGAUGUUUACUUAAAGGUGCAGUAGGUGAUCUAGAAUAAUGCUAACGUUAGCUUAAUAGCAUUGAAAAUUCAAGUCCCUUCCUGCCAUGAACGUGCACCGAAUUGAUGACCACAGACAGCCUUAUAACACUAGGGGCUCUAGUUUUUAACAAUCUAGGUGCAAAGUCUAAAGCUCAUGGCGCAAAAGCAUUAAGGGCGUGUCUGAAUCCACUUUUAUUGUAAGGAUGGAGAAAUCCGCUCUGCGCCUGGUGCAUGGUCUAACAGGGCUGUGCUUUUUCUCUUAUGAGUUCUGGGUGUGUUUUGAGCAUAACCUGCAUUAAACCAAUCAGAGUCUCGUCUCUCAUUCCUUUUAAGAGUCAGUUGUGUCGCUCCAUGGUGCGUUUGCUAUUUACGUGGCGACUUUAUAAGUGUAAAAACUAAAGCUUUACUAGACAGAACACAGUUAAACAGAGCAUCUGCAGCACGAGGAUAAAGAACGAGCCUCCUCCAUUCAGCCUCUUUUACUUUACUCCUUUACUUUACUCCUUUACUUUGGUGGAGUGAGGGAACGGUGGUAACUCACUUCACUGAACACAUCCAUCAGCUCACAUGUUUAAUCUCCUUUGUUAAGAGCAGAGAUUUGUGUCUGAACUAUUUCUAGAUUCAGUUCUGAUCUCCAGCAGAGGGAUAAAUAAGCAAUAAUAAUGAAGUGUGCUCAGAAAACUGAGUUAUAUCCAAACACACGUCCUGUUCUUAUCCACAUAUGCUGAUGCAGACCUCUC
Danio rerio (zebrafish) is the source of this 2744-nucleotide messenger RNA. The record is from RefSeq and is a predicted model, not a curated record. Lineage: Eukaryota; Metazoa; Chordata; Actinopteri; Cypriniformes; Danionidae.